GCAGGGUUUUUUUAAAUCGAUCUACUUCAAUUACCUUAAUUAAUCAUAUUAUUUUAUGAGAAUUGAUUAUUUUUUAUCCUUUCGUAGAGUUAUUACAUUAGGUUGUUAACCCAUUGACCUGUUGCCACAGUUAUAUUACUUUAUUUGAUGGUAAAAAAAGAGUUUCUAGAUGUAUCCAAGUCUUGUUUGUUUCUACAUGCUUUCAACAUCUGAUUUCUUCUGUUCAUGGCUUAUGUGAUCGAUUGUUUGGAAUCUUUAAUCACUUUCGAAAUUAAUUGUUCAUCGAAAGUUUCUCUCAUUUCUCUCCAAUUAUUCGUUGUGUAAUAAAUUAUUCUGGUGAAAAUUUGCUCAGUCCAAUCUGUAGUAUCAAUUUAAGGAUUUUGAUCUGUUGAUCCAGUCACAUAAAUUUGAAAUUAUGAUUAUUUGAACAUUCUACAAUUCUUGAAUUGUUUCUUGAACGGAGCUUAACAACAAUUAUGGAAUCACCUACAUUUCAAAAGUUUGCCAAUAAAUCUAUGGGGUUGGAUGUUAUAUUUGAUGAAUGUGUUAAAAAACCCAAUUGUAAACAUGGCCCUACUUUAUUGUUGUCUAAAAAAGUUGGUAAUAGCACCAAAAAGUUCUUUGCUUGUUCGGCAUACCGUGAUAAUAAAUGCCCGCUGUUGAAAAAUCCUCUUGAUACUUCAAAAUUUGUGGUUCAAAGGAAAAAGAUACGAAAAAAAUUAGUUAAAGUUUUUCAAGCACGCAAGGAAGAAAGAGCUUACUGUCGUAGAUGUGAAGAAUUAUUCCUGUACCGAGAUUAUCAUAAACACCAAAGACAUGAUGUUAUCGAUAAGAUUCCUCUUAAGCUAAUCAGAAGACCAACAUUGUUACUUCAAGCUGCUACUAAAAGAAAAAAAGAAGCUCAAUAUUUCUUUGACAAUAUCACUGUUAAUUUUAUUAUACAGACCUUCCAAAAAUUGGAACUAAACAGAAUUAUCUGUAUCGGUUGUCCAUCGAUCCAUGAGCAGGUACAAAGUAAUAAAAGAAGUUGGAAUAUGGAGAGUGUUCUCUUGGACAUCGACCCAAGAUAUUGCCAGUUUUAUUUACGAAAACAUUUCAUUAUGUUUAAUAUGUUCAAUGGAUUUUUCUUCGAAGGUAAUGAGGGACAAUCUAAAUUGGAUAGGUUUCUGCGAGAAUGUGAACCAGGACGAGCUUGUGUUGUAAUUGAUCCACCUUUCGGAGGCUUACUCAAAGCACUUGGACGAUCAUUAGAUCAAAUUCAUGACAGAUAUUUAGAGUUACAUGGCCAUCCUGGAACAACGGGGUCAACUGCUGUUAAAUUGAAUCGUGAUAGCUAUCAAUUUGCAGUAAUGUUGUUUCUUCCUUACUUCAAUGAACCUAAAGUUGCCCAGUAUAUGAAAAAUUUAAAACUAACAGAUUAUAAAGUUCAUUAUACUAACCACAGAGCUUUGAAAGAUUGUCGAUGUCGUUCAUCAUUAGGAUCAAUUGUAAGAAUAUUCACUAAUAUACAGCCUUACGUAUUUACUUUACCUACAGAGGAAGGUUACAAAUAUUGCGAAAUUUGUAAAAGGUAUGUUUCAGAAAAUAAUAGCCACUGUGAAGAAUGCGAUGCCUGUACAUCCAAAGAUGGUCGACCACCAAAACAUUGCAAUAUAUGUAAAAAGUGUGUUAAAAAUACUUGGUUUCAUUGUUUUUCUUGUAAAAUAUGUCGACUUCCAGGCACUUGUAAGCAUCCUCAAAGAAAAAAUAAUAAGAACAGUUGAUUCUACGAAAUUUUAUGUUUAAAUUGAUAUUUAUUUUAUUCAAUAAACACUUUAAUCUCACUAAAA
This is a messenger RNA of Tetranychus urticae (two-spotted spider mite), 1829 nucleotides long. Its product is annotated as rRNA N(6)-adenosine-methyltransferase ZCCHC4. Gene Ontology annotation, biological process: rRNA methylation. The record is from RefSeq and is a predicted model, not a curated record. Lineage: Eukaryota; Metazoa; Arthropoda; Arachnida; Trombidiformes; Tetranychidae. Gene Ontology annotation, molecular function: rRNA (adenine-N6-)-methyltransferase activity. Gene Ontology annotation, cellular component: cytoplasm; nucleolus.